CCCUGCAGUCCUCCAGACACACACAGACAUGCUCAGCGGCCGUCCAAUGCAUACUGACAUUUUUGAAUAGAGAGUGCCAGAUGUGAGCUCCCGUUGCAAAGGCAGUUAGAAAGUCUAAAAAUAUCUCAUUCUCUCGUCUCUGUCUCUCUCUCUCUGCACAAGGCAGACAUGUGCUCCACAUGCAGACUGAAUUAACCAACUCUCAAGUCCAGGAUCAGACUCCAGCCAUUCUUCUUUUUCUCCUUUCCUGGAAAUAAUCCUACAAUAGCAGAGAGAACACCGAGAUAUGAACAAAAAAUAUCAAUAAAGAAAUUAGAGGCAGGAAGAAGACUUGAAGACUUUCAGAAUACUACGGUUCUAUAAAGAGCUACUCAUCUUUGAAGGAAGACAAAAUUCAACAAGUGAGAAGGAGCAUGCAGAAGAAUGCUUCAAGGAAAGCCCUGGCUGCUUUCUUAUGUGCACUGGUGCUUUUUUCAGACAUUGGAUUCUCCCUGAGAAGACGGAAAAGGGGAUUGCACCAAAAGGUGGGAGACAAGGAUGAUGAUUACGAGUACCCCAGCCAGUCCCAGGCGGCGCAGUACCAGAAGAACGACCGCUGCCCGCCGCCCCCGCAGACGCUGCCCGAGCGGGCCUGCGAGGUGCCCAGCUGCCGCUCGGACUCGGAGUGCGAGCGGCACAAGCGCUGCUGCUACAACGGCUGCAUUUACGCCUGCCUGGAGUCGGUGCAGCCCCCACCAGUUCUUGACUGGCUGGUGCAGCCGAAACCGAGAUGGCUGGGAGGAAAUGGAUGGCUUCUGGACGGCCCAGAGGAAGUCCUUCAAGCGGAAGCUUGCAGCACCACAGAGGAUGGAGAUGAGCCCCUGCACUGCCCCACGGGGUACGAGUGCCACAUCAUCAACCCUGGCAACCCUGCUGGUGGCAUCCCCAACAGGGGUCAGUGCAUCAAACAGCGCGGGAACUCAGAUGGGCGCAGUUUAAGGCACAAGUAUUUCAAAGACUACAAGGAUUAUUUAGGAAGCAAUUCCAACAAUGCUGUAGGUUAUGAGAAGCAGCACCACAAACAUCUGGGAUAGAAGAUGGAAAAACCACCCAGAGCCUUUCUUCAAGGUCUGCUGAAGAAAAGGCUGAACAUUCAGGUUCUCAUGUUCAAUGGCAAAAGUGUUUGUCCAGGUUUGACUCAAACGUCUCAUUUUAAGUUGGCAUAAUGAUGAUGGCAUAUGCUUCAGAAACACGUAUAUUUUUCUACUUAAACUUCCAGGGAACUACUAUUAGAUUUAGCAGUGCCACACCUGUGUGGUCAUCCUUAUUUUCCCUUCACAUUUCAGACAUCUUAACAUUUUUGUGUCUGAAUGUAGUUUACUUGUUUCUGAAUACAUAAACUCAAUAAGCUAUUUCAAGCUUAUUCAAGCUGCCUUGCUAUUGACUUAGAAUUUCAAGGAAACUACAGUAUUGUACAGUUUAGGAGCCUGUUCAUGGGGGUUUACAUACUGUAUAUACCUCUGUCAAGGAAGUCUACCACAUACUGUAUGCUACUUGAUAUAUAACUGUGAGUUAUAACUGUGAUUUCUGAAGUCUUAACUGUGAAGUCUGAUUUUCACAACACAUGCUGAUGCAGAAAUUCGAUCAGUUAUCCCCAAACUUCAUUCCAGAGAGACCAAAUGCCUCAGAUUUCAUAGUUGUCUUUUUGAACAGAAGCUAAAGAACAAAGUCUUGAAUACAUCUUGAAUAAUUAAGUAAAAAAUCGUACAGUGAAAUUAUUUAGAGCUUGGAUAGAACAAAAACCAGCUACUUGGUGCUUUGUGGGGUUGAAGGCUUCCAUAUUCGAUAAAACAUUACAGCUAUUCCCUAUUACAGCUGUUCUGUUCCUAAGACAGCCAUGAUUGCACGAUUCCUUCGAGGUCUACGUUCAUUCUUGUAGAACAGUCACCAUCACCAUCAGACUCCAUUGAAGGACCGGCAGUUGGUGGCAAUUGCCUGUUUGGUCACUGUUUUUCUGUCCAGCACCAGUGGGUUAAGACUGUGUAGAUCCUUCCACAUCAUCCAUCCACUCUCUGCCAGUACAUCAGCCUGCCAUUGUUCAUUCUGUAAUUGUUCUCCAAUCUGUGCCAGUAUCAAGCCCAGAUAAAAGAGGAAGGUUGUGGUCUUUAGUGAAGACUAAGUAAGAAACUGGCAAGGCAGUUCUGUUCAUUUGUCUGUUGACUGCAGAGGAGCUGAGAUUCCUGUAAACAUUUACUCAAUGUUUAUUAACACCAGUGCACAAUAAGUAAUUUGAAAGAACAGGACCAAAACAAGCACUUUGUGUUCAUUUGUCUUUUCUUGAACACUAAAUUGCAUGCUGAGCAGAAAAAGCUAAGCAAUGCAUUUUGUGUAAGCAAGCAAUGGUAGAUAAGAACUUUUUUGUAGUUUUAAAAUUUUGUAAUAAGAUACAGGGCACGACUUGUGUAAAGAUAUAAAAAUAACUAUUCUAAAAGAACGAAAAACUUCACAACUGGUACUCAUUUACAAUUUAAACUUAUCACCUGUCAUCAAAACAAUAUGAAACAAAGGAAAUAUAUUAUCGCGGCCCUGUUCUGGCGAUUGUUUAUAAAAGAACAAAACAGAGUAAGUCAAGAUUUAUAUAACAUGCACAUCCUAAUCCAUAUAUUUUCUAACCACUUUAUCCAAUAGAGGCAGAAGAGCCAGAACCAAUCCCAGCAAGCAACCAGUGCAAGGCAGG
Messenger RNA from Lepisosteus oculatus (spotted gar), 2716 nucleotides. It is a transcript of the gene wfdc1, whose product is annotated as WAP four-disulfide core domain 1. Gene Ontology annotation, cellular component: extracellular region. The record is from RefSeq and is a predicted model, not a curated record. Gene Ontology annotation, biological process: regulation of cell growth. Gene Ontology annotation, molecular function: peptidase inhibitor activity. NCBI's taxonomy places the organism in Eukaryota, Metazoa, Chordata, Actinopteri, Semionotiformes, Lepisosteidae.